AUGGCAGCAAAUAAAUCUUCAUCACCUCAUUAUUAUCAAAUUUCUUCUGCAAUAAAUUCUACUAAAUUAGUUAGUAAAAGCUCUGAAUCUUUAACAAAUAUUGAAUAUCAUUCAACAAAACAAAUACAUAAAUCAAGCAAAAUGAAAAAAUCUCAAACAGUUUUAAAUGGUUUUGAAGCAAAAAUUGUUCCAUCGCCACCCAGUAUACUUAAUUCAACAUCAGUAUUACGUCGUCGUUUUAGCCUUUUUCGUAUGAAACGUCCACAACAACUACAACAAACAUCAAUAAAUGAUGUAUCAUCAAAUGAAAAUUCAAAUGUUCAAUCUCUUCAACAAAUAAUUGAUCAAUUGAGACAUGAUUUACAAAUAAAAACUGAUGAACUUGAAACAAUGCGACAACAUAUUGAAAAUAAACGAAGUAGUGUAGCUGUUCCAUCGAAUGAAUCAAUUGAACAGGCUAUGCAAUUACAAACAAUGUUAAAUGUUCGUCUCGAAGAAAUGCUCAUUGAAAAUGAUCUAUUAAAAAAAAGUAUUCAAGAACUGGAAAUUUUUGCUCAACAACAAAAAUGUAAGUAA
Molecule: messenger RNA, 576 nt
Organism: Rotaria socialis
Lineage: Eukaryota; Metazoa; Rotifera; Eurotatoria; Philodinida; Philodinidae
Source: the annotation of a GenBank genome assembly